Molecule: messenger RNA, 1133 nt
Organism: Nomia melanderi (Alkali bee)
Lineage: Eukaryota; Metazoa; Arthropoda; Insecta; Hymenoptera; Halictidae
Product: putative U3 small nucleolar RNA-associated protein 11
Biological process (GO): rRNA processing
Cellular component (GO): small-subunit processome; nucleolus
Source: RefSeq, a predicted model, not a curated record
CGUGAAUGCCCCUGACGGAAUGCAACCGGUAUUACGCAGAUGUGAAUUCGCUAUUUCUGUGUUAAUUUAUGAGUAAUAUUAGAAUAUGUAUUAUUACGAUAAAAAUUUCGAUUAUAUUUUUAGUGAAUUAUUAAUUAAAGAUUUUUAUUUUAAGCUGUGUUGGGAUGAACUUGUGGAGCGCUAAUGAACAUCAUGGAACGUAAUCUGUAGACUGGUUUCCUACGUUUGUCGUUUGAUGGCGCAUUUACAUGUUUUAGAAUUUUACUUGAAGUGAGGUUAUGGUUUUCAGUGGUUGAGUAUUUACAUUAGUCCGUUGCAGCUGUUUGUUUGCGAAGAAUUCAUAUUUUGACAAACAUGUCUUCGUGGAAAAAAGCAGCGAAAUCGUCGCAGAAAACUCAUAGAGAGAGACAUCAGCCUGAGUCUCGCCAACACUUGGGUAUUUUAGAAAAAAAGAAGGACUACAUUGCAAGAGCUAAAGACUACCAAGGAAAACAGAAAACAUUAAAGCUUCUACGUAAACGGGCCCUUAAUAAAAAUCCAGAUGAAUUUUAUUUUCAUAUGAUUAACUCUAAAAUCGAGGAUGGAGUGCAUAAAGAGAAAAGGAAAGAUGAUACUUCUACUCCAGAUCAAAUACAGUUGAUGGAGACUCAAGAUAUUCGUUAUGUUGCAUACAAAAGAAACAUAGAAGCCAAGAAAAUAGAUAAGAUUCAAAGUCAGUUGCAUAUGAUCGAUGCUGUAAAUGAGGUUCCAAAUGACCACAUAUUCUUCCUGGAUGGCAAAGAAGAAAUGAAAAACUUUGAUCUAGCAGAAAGAUUGGACACGCAUCCGGCAUUGCUAUCUAGACGUACAAACAGGCCAAAAUUGAGUAGAUUGAAGGACAUGAAACUGCCAGAAAUCGAUGAGAAAACAUUAAAUAAAAUAGAACAGCAAAAGCACAUGUCCUAUAAAGAGUUGGAAAAAAGAAUCAAUAGAGAACGGGAAUUAACCAUUGUACAAGAAAAAUUAGAAAUGCAGAGGGCACUUAAAGACAGAAAGGUCACUAAACCAAAAUUAAUACGCAAAGGUACAAAAACUUCUGCACCAGUAUAUAAAUGGAAAUACGAAAGAAAGAGAUAAUUUCUUGUUUAUACUAA